AUGGGGGAUAUUGAGAAUGGUAAAAAGAUUUUUGUGCAGAAGUAUGUCCAGUGCCACGCUGUUGAGAAGGGGGGCAAGCACAAGACCAGACCCGUUCUGAGCGGGCUCUUUGGCCACGAGACUGGUCAGUCUCCCAGAUUCUCUUACACAGAUGCCAACAAAAACAAAGGUAUCACCUGGGGAGAGGAUAUAUUGAUGGAAUACUUGGAAAACCCCAAGAAGUAUAUCCCUGGAACAAAAAUGAUCUUCAUGGGCACUGAGAAGAAAGCAGAGAGGGCUGACUUGAUAGCAUACCUUAAAAAGGCUACCAAUGAGGAAUAG
This is a messenger RNA of Dromiciops gliroides (monito del monte), 321 nucleotides long. Its product is annotated as cytochrome c-like. Gene Ontology annotation, cellular component: mitochondrial intermembrane space. The transcript has a single exon. Gene Ontology annotation, molecular function: electron transfer activity; heme binding. Gene Ontology annotation, biological process: mitochondrial electron transport, ubiquinol to cytochrome c; mitochondrial electron transport, cytochrome c to oxygen. NCBI's taxonomy places the organism in Eukaryota, Metazoa, Chordata, Mammalia, Microbiotheria, Microbiotheriidae. Bases 1 to 321 code for a protein of 106 amino acids. The record is from RefSeq and is a predicted model, not a curated record.